UGUAAACGAGUAACGCGGCGCUUCCACGGUGCCUACUUCGAAUGAAAGAGGGUGAAGUGCGGUGCUCCGGUAUACCAAGUCGGACACGAUCCUGUUUCUCGUAAAACGACGCGAUUUACACCUCUUUCGCGAAGCAGAUUACAUCUUUCGACCGUCCACUCUUCCGCUUUCUUCUUUUCUCGAUCGUCCAGUCACAGUAAAUACGGCACGACCGUGGUCAGACUGGCCGUGCUUGUCGGUAGCUGCUAUCUUUCCGUCUGAGCGUAGGUCCGAAGGACGCGACGAACGAUUUCGUGAAAAGGGAGCGGAGAAGCACCGGCCGUCAUCAUGGAGGCGAUAAAGAAAAAGAUUGCGGCGUUGAAGAUGGAGAUGGACGCCGCGAACGAGAAGGUCGAGACGAACGAGAACAAAGCUAAACAGGAGAACCUGCGCGCUGAUCAGCUGAACGACGAGGUGAAGGAUCUGGAGAAGAGACUGGCCCAGCUCGAGCGAGAUUAUGUUGUUGCCAAGACUAAUCUAGAGCACUCCACGGCCGAAUUGGAGCAAUGCGAGAAAUCAUGGACCAGGGCAGAGCAAGAUCGUACCACCCUGACGAAAAGAGUGCAGGAAAUUGAAGCGUCGCUCACGAAGAAGGAAGAACUGCGCCUUACUGCGACGACGAAGCUCGGACGGGCGACAGAACUUGCUGAUGACGCGUCAAGAAUGUGCAAAGUGUUGGAAGACAGAAGUCGACUGGACGAGGAACGCAUGGAGAAGCUGAUGCAGGAAUUGAAGGAUGCUAGACUGAUCGCCGAGGAUGCGGACUCGAAGUCCGACGAGAUCUCGAAGAAGCUGCAGUUCGUUGAAGAGGAGCUGGAAGGGGCCGAGGAAAGAGUGAAAACCAGCGAGGCGAAAAUCAUAGAACGGGAGGACGAGCUGUUUAUUGUGCAAAACAUCGUAAAAUCGUUAGAAGUAUCAGAGGAGAAGGCCAACCAAAGAGUAGAGGACUUCAAGAUACAGCUGAAGGAGUUGAAGAAGAAGCUGAAGGAAGCUGAGAAACGCGCUAUUCUCGCCGAGAGAACAGUGAAGAAUUUGCUGAAGGAAGUAGACAGGAAGGAAGACGAGCUCAGAGAAGAAAAGGAGAAGUACAAGGCCGUUUGCGACGACAUGGACGCCACGUUCGCGGAAAUGACCGGAUAUUAAAACCCCGGAAUGGAUGGAGUUUCAUUUAUUUUGUUAUUCUGUGCCUCUUUCGCUUGUUUGCUACAUUUAACAUGGCCGAAAUACUUCGGGCUUCGGCUGUCUGCCUCCGGCUACGCCAACUUGACGCGUAUCGCUAAUGAUUCAAAAGUUUCACGAUUCGUUUGCUACACGAGUUCUGCGACUAACAGGCGAAUAAACGAUCGCAAAUAUCGUUAGUUUAUUAAUAUGGAGAUUAAGUAGCCUCCGCCGAACCGCUUUGCUUCGCUUUGAUAAUGCUUGACCGGUUGCUGCUUAACCGGGCCGACUUGCUUCAGAAACGAUAGUCUUUCUUGUUUUCUUUUCUUGAAUAGAAUUGACGAUAGACCAUGUAUUUUUCUUUCAGAGGUUUCAAAGAGGAGAUCGCGAUACUUGAAAGCAAGCACGACUCUGUGCCCCCUUUUUAUCAUUGUAUAACGAAUCCGAAUUUUCAAUAAACGGUAUUUAAAAAGUUA
Molecule: messenger RNA, 1673 nt
Organism: Megalopta genalis
Lineage: Eukaryota; Metazoa; Arthropoda; Insecta; Hymenoptera; Halictidae
Product: tropomyosin
Source: RefSeq, a predicted model, not a curated record